Messenger RNA from Colletotrichum karsti, 2817 nucleotides. Its product is annotated as phd finger and set domain-containing protein. The transcript has a single exon. Lineage: Eukaryota; Fungi; Ascomycota; Sordariomycetes; Glomerellales; Glomerellaceae. The record is from RefSeq and is a predicted model, not a curated record. Gene Ontology annotation, molecular function: protein binding. The coding region runs from base 1 to 2817 and encodes 938 amino acids.
AUGACAGAAAAGCCGCAGCCGCUGUCCACGCAGCUCGCGACUCCUAGUCAGACCCUCUUCGCUCCCCCGAGCGUCCCAGUCUCAACACACCCUGUCCCACGCAAGGCCGAGACCGUAGAGGAAGAAGAGCCGUACACCAUCAAGUGUAUUUGCAACUUCUCUGAUGAUGAUGGAAACACGAUUUACUGCGAGACGUGCGACACAUGGCAGCACAUCGAGUGCUUCUACCCAAACAGCCGCGAGGAGGCUCUUCGUGAGGACUUCGCCCAUUCGUGUGCUGACUGCAAGCCACGCCCGCUCGACAGACAAAAGGCCAUCGAGCGAACCCGUCGACUCAAGAACGGCGGCGUUUCGGCCGAAACACCAGACAAGAAGGCCAAACGUCUCACUACCAAGAGUCACAAGAAGAAGCAAAAGCCCAACGAGUUGCAAUUGAAUGGCCACCCUACGGGCCAGGAGAACGCAAAGCACGGCAGUCCGAGCGACCACCCUCACCCGCCAAAGAAAGCGAAAUCAUCACACCGUCCUUCCCAUUCGAUCAGCUCACAGAACGCGAAGCGGAGCCCGUCGUACGGAAACGGUCGUCCUCAACCCAACGGACAUCCUCCAAGUCCCGCAACUACUCCCCCUGAUCUUCCAAGCGACUUUGAAAUACACAACUAUUCUGACGGUUUCCUUUCCCUGAUCAAGGAGCAAGACGCUGCCCCCAUCGUCCAAACAAACUCCUUUGCCAGCCUGACCAUCUCAAACACCAUGUCUUUGUGGCUUCGCGAACCCGAGCGGAUGAGACAAGAGACGGGCGAGGAAUUCAAGGACGUUUUCGCCAAGCUUCCAGCUGACAUCGACUCGAGGAAACGUCCACUUCACGUUGAAAGCAAGAAGCUCCCUCUUGGUCCUGACACGGUCGUCCCUUGGCAAUACCUGGCGACGCCGGCAGCUAUCGAGAAGGAUGUCCCCCUGAUUGAACUUAACGGUCAAAUCGGUUUUCAGAAGGAUUACUGCGCAGACCCUGCCAAUCUGUGGGAAGAACUCUCCUCGCCAAUUCCCUUUGUCUUCUUCCACCCCAUGCUGCCAUUAUACAUCGACACCAGGAGAGAAGGAUCGCUGGCCCGGUUCGUCCGGAGGAGCUGCAAGCCCAACGCAGUUUUGGACACGUAUCUGAACGGUCAGUCAGAAUACCACUUCUGGCUUGUGAGCGACCGCUACAUCGCUGCGAACGAACAAAUUACCCUACCUUGGGACUUCAGGCUGCCCAAGACGGAAAAGGCACGCAUACUCCACCUGCUCGGUCUCGGCGACGACGACGCCCGCGGUCACGACGAACCUGACAUGACCGAGGCUGAGUACCAACGGAUAUCCGGAUGGGUCCAUCGAAUUCUAUCAGAGUAUGGUGGAUGUGCCUGCGACUUGGGUGCCAACUGUGCUUUCGCCCGCUUCCAUCGCCAUUACCAAGCCAAGAUGCAGGCUCGGCCCCAGAAGAAGAAGAGGAAGGCUAAGACUCAUACCAUUUCACCAACAAGUACCGGGCACGCCACAAAUAGUCGGGCCGCUAGUGAAGGCCAUCAAGACGACCCGGAUGCCGAUGGUCGAUCUAUUUCAGAGCGCAGCAAACCACCGAGCCGAGACCGAACGCCCGCGCGACAAGGCUCGCUGGAUCAACCGGGCAUACUGACCGAACCUACCGAUAGGGAUAAGAGAAAAGUCCAGAUGGUCGAGGACUCAUUCCGUCGGCUGGAACAACAACCUCCGCGAAAGAAGAAGCGUACUUCCGACGGUACCGGCUCGUCCAAGUCGAAGCCCAAGCCGUCAACCAGCAAUGCCUCGACGGGCACCGGCAACUACGUGGACGCCGGCACAUCCAGGAGCAAGUCCAACUCACCCAGUGGAGGCGCCUCACCACCAGCACAGAACCCGUUCAAGGCGCCCGCCUCUCGCACAGGGUCUGUCGCAGCACAAUCGCAGCGGGAGUCAUCGGCCCCUCGCCCUGUCUACUGUGACGCUGGUGUCCAAACCGAUCCUGUGGAGGGAGAAUGGUACAGCGAACCAGCUCAGACGCCGAAGCCUCGUCGCCGAAUCAUCUCUUUGUCCCAGCGUCUGCUGAACAACCGUCACCGAUUGCGGUGCGAUGAGGCCGAGAGGCGUAAGUCGCUUCCAACGCUAGCUGUUCCGUGUCCCUCAUCCACCCCCAUGGACGUCGAUUCUCCGGAACCAAAGGCCUCCAUAGGCUCGCCGACACCUUCCAAGGACGCCAGCGAGCAGGGGCCCAACAGUUCUCCCAUUGCACCAUCGACGACUGAUGUGGCAAUGACGGACGCUCCGACGAGUUCGCCCACUACUGCAAAGUCUCCUGUCCCCAACGAGCUCACCGUUGACACCGCUGUUAAUGGUGCCAGCAGUCCGUUGAAGACAAAAUCACCCGAACUUCGAGUACAAAUGCCACCUGUACCGGCGUUCAAUGGGCCGACCGCGGGCACGCCCAGCGCGACGACGCCGUCCUCAGCCACCACGACGGUUCAGUCACCGUUUUCUACGGGUAACCUUACGAGCCCGUUCGCGCCCCCGGCUGUGAACGGUGUCGCGGCGCACCCUAGCCCUGUGAAGAAGAAGUUGAGUCUCAGCGACUACACCAAGAGCCGAAUGAACAAGAAGCCAGCCGGCGGACUGAAGACGUCAUUGACGGGACCCGAGGAGACGAAGCCGGCGCUGCAUUCGAUUGUCGGCUCACCGGCGACGGAGAAGAACACGGACGCGCUCACACCCGUCCAGGCCAACGCGGUCAACUCUUUGCCCGCGGUGGCGGCACACAACUCUUUGUAA